GGCUUACAGUUGUUUCAGCAAGAAAAGAAGCUUUCAAUGGACCUAAUUGUAGCCCUGGUCCUUGGUGUUUCCUGUCUGCUUCUCCUCUCACUGUGGAGACAGAGCUCUGGGAGGGAGAAGCUCCCUCCUGGCCCCACUCCUCUCCCAAUUAUUGGAAAUAUCCUGCAGAUAGAUGUUAAGGAUAUCAGCAAAUCCUUAACCAAACUCUCAAAAGUCUAUGGCCCUGUGUUCACUCUGUAUUUGGGCAUGAAGCCCUCUGUAGUGGUGUGUGGAUAUGAAGCUGUGAAGGAAGCUCUGGAUGAUCUAGGAGAGGCGUUUUCUGGAAGAGGCACUUUCCCAAUAAUUGAAAGAACUAAUACCGGCGGACAUGGAGUCAUUUUCAGCAACGGAACAAAGUGGAAGGAGCUCCGACGCUUCUCCCUCAUGACCCUGCGGAAUUUUGGGAUGGGGAAGAGGAGCAUUGAGGACCGUGUUCAAGAGGAAGCCCGCUGCCUUGUGGAGGAGUUGAGGAAGACCAAUGGCUCACCCAGUGAUCCUACUUUUAUCCUGAACUGUGCUCCUUGCAAUGUGAUCUGCUCCAUUAUUUUCCAGAAUCGUUUUGAUUAUAAAGAUCCAAAUUUUCUUAACUUGAUAGGAAAAUUUAAUGAAAACUUCAAGAUUUUGAAUUCCCCAUGGAUGCAGGUCUGCAGUGCUAUCCCUGCUCUCAUGGAUUAUCUCCCAGGGAGUCAUAACAAAGUACUUAAAAAUUUUGCUUAUGUAACAAGUUAUGUUUUGGAGAAAGUAAAAGAUCACCAAGAAUCCUUGGACCUAGACAAUCCUCGGGAUUUCAUUGAUUGCUUCCUGAUCAAAAUGGAACAGGAGAAGCACAAUCAACUGUCUGAGUUUACUAUUGAAAGCUUGCUGGCCACUGUAACUGAUCUAUUUGUAGCUGGAACAGAAACAACCGGCUCCACUCUGAGAUAUGGACUUCUGCUCCUGCUGAAGCACCCAGAAAUUACAGCUAAAGUCCAGGAAGAGAUUGAACAUGUGAUUGGCAGACACCGGAGCCCUUGUAUGCAGGACAGAAGUCACAUGCCCUACACAGAUGCCAUGGUGCACGAGAUCCAGAGAUACAUCAGCCUGAUACCCAACAAUGUGCCCCAUGUGGCCACCUGUAACAUUAAAUUCAGGAACUACAUGAUCCCCAAGGGCACAGACUUAAUAACAUCACUAACAUCUGUCCUGCAUGAUGACAAGGCAUUUCCUAACCCAGAGAUAUUUGACCCUGGCCACUUUCUGGAUGAAAGAGGCGACUUUAAGAAGAGUGACUACUUCAUGCCUUUCUCAAUAGGAAAACGCAUGUGUGUGGGAGAGGGCCUGGCCCGCAUGGAGCUGUUUUUGUUCCUGACCACCAUCUUACAGAAUUUUAAGCUGAAACCUGUGGUUGACCCCAAGGACAUCGACACCACCCCCAUUGCCAGUGCGUUUGGCCGGGUGCCACCUUCGUACCAGCUCUGCUUCAUUCCUGCCUGAAGAAGGGCUACUGGCUGCUGCUGUGCCAUCACCUGCCGCUUCUCCUCCUUGGCGGCCUUGUCCACCCUCUCACUCUCAGGGAUACCCUCUCUCACCUGCCUCUCGCAACCCCAUCCCCUCCCGACCCAGUGAUCUGCAACCUUCGUUAAGGAGAGGGUCCUGUAUCACUUUAUAGAUAUAUUUGCUAUUCCUUGUACUCUGUAACUCUUGCCUCAACCAACACAGGUGCUAAUACUUACCUAAAGCUGAAUUACUAAAAUGUCAUCAUAGUAAAACUGCACAACAAUCUAUGAUGACUCAGAGCCAUGUAUUCCCUGCAUGUUCUGAACAAAAAUACUGUCAUUGCUGGGUCAGUUCUUAGAAAUUUGUUUUUGUGCAUAAUGCAGAAUAAAAAACAAUAAGUCAAAGCCACAGUGAGAUACCACCUUGCAUCCAUUAGGAUAGCCAUUUUAAGAGAGAGGGAAGGAGAGACAGGGCCAAAAAGAAAACAGGAGGUUGGGAGAACAUAUAAAGGAUGGAAAUCUUGUGCAUACUGUGGGCAUUGAAAAAUGAUGCAGUCACUGUGAAAAACAGUAUAGAGAGUGGUUCCUAAAAAAAUUAAAAUUGAAUUAUCAUGUGACCAAUCAAUUCCACUUCUGGGUACAUUUUCAUGGGAGAUAAAAGCAGUGUCUUGACAGUUUGACAUAUUUGACUCCAUGGAAAUGUAUGGACCAGGCUAUAUGGGCAAUGACCAAACAGACUCCAUUUCAACUGAGACUCCAUGUUAUGCAGGAAAUGCUUCUCCUGUGGGAAUACCCCGCCUCUGUACCCAUCAAUGGUUGUUUAACAUAGCAUAUUUGGCAACACAAAAUGGUAAUUCUUAUAUAAUGUAAAAUUGUACUCUUUUUGAUUCUUAUUUUUCUUAGACAAUGUACCAUGUCAACAGCGAUUGUGUAAAUAUAAGCAACCAUUCUUUAACCUGUACCCAACUAAGGUCAUUUUGACUCACUUUCCCUUCUGCUUAUGAUUUUUGAUCUCAUGAUGUUAGUUUGUAGUUUUGAAUCAUAGUAACAGACACUUAUGAUUGAUAUACUGACUUAUGGUAUAAAAACCCCUCCAACCUUAUGGUUGGAGCUCUUCUCCCAAUAGCCAUUUUGGACAUUGUGUAAGACAACCAACUGGCUGGCUGAUAAAGACUCUCAGAUUUGGACUUCUCGGUGGUGAUGGGUCUGUUCUUAAAAUUACACCCCACAACAGUGUAACAAAGGUAUUUUUACCUAGGUGUUCAAAGUUGCAUUAUUCACCAUAGUCAAAGGGUGGAACCACUCCUGGUGUUCAUCGAUGAAAGACUGCUAAGCAAAUGUGUGUUUUUUGCAUAUAAUAGAUAUUAUUAAUGCCUUGUAAAGAAAGGAAAUCUGAUAUAUCCCAUAAAAUGGAGAAAACUUGAAGACAUUGUGCAACAUUUGCUAAGUCAGUCACAAAAUUAUAAAUAUUAUAUUAGUCUACGAAUAUGAGCUAUCUAGAAUGAGGAAAUUCAUAAAACAAAGUGUCUGUGGGUUAUGUGGGUGGUCAGCAGGGACAAAAAGAGGUUAAAAUCAGGGGUUCUUUGUAUAAAUUUUCAUUUUGCAAAUUGAAAAACUGUCUACUAAAAGUCUUAAACUGGUAAAUUUUAUAUUAUGCCUUACUGCUGUCAUGGUUAAUUUGAAUUGUCAACUUGAUUGGAUUAAGAGAUGCAGAUAAUUAAGAGGCUUCUAGGUGUGUCAAAGAGGGCUAGGAGCAAUUGGAAUGUGGAACAGUGAACUGAAGUGGAGCCCCUCCCCAGUAGGAUGGUGGCUUGGAUGGAAUAAAAGUUGGAAGAACAAGGAAGCAGAUGCAGAUGCAACCUUGUCUCUUCUUGAAAGGGUUCUUGAUUGCUGAUUCAAUUGUCUGAGAUAUUGGACUCUUGCUUUUUCACUCUUCUGAAGCGGACUCUGCUAGUCAUUCCCCAGGUCAUUUCCAGAAGCCUUGGUCUUGGACUGAAGUAUCACUGUGAUCCUUCUUUUUCUGGGGCUUCUGCCUCUUGGACUGCACAGCUACUGGUUCCUCCAGCACUCCAGCCUGCUGAUGGCUGUUGUGGAUUAUCCAGCUUCUGGUCGUGUAAGCCAAUCUAAAAACUCCCCUUUUCACAAUCAUACUUCCUGUUGAUGCUGUUCUUCUAGAGAACCCUGACUAAUACAACCACAAUUCAAGUAUCCUAUUCAUAUUCCAAAAAAUUACUAAUUACAUAAUUUAGUGCUAUAGUUUGUAUCUGGAACAUUCCCCAAAAGGCCCAUGUGGUACUGAGUAGGAAUCUUUAAGAAGUGGGGCCUAGUGGAAGGUCUUAGUUCACUGGAGGUGUGCACUUGAAGGGGAUUGUGGAAACCCGUGUGAACUUUGUCUUCCUUUCUUGGGCAUGAGCUGAAUGUUUCUGCUCUGUGAAGCCUUACCACCAUUACAGGCUGCCACAACACAGUGCUGAAAGCAAUGAAUCCAACUGAUCAUGAAAUGAAACCUCUGAAACUCUGAAUCAAACUAAACCUUCUCCCUUUAUACGUUAGGUAUUUUGUCACAGUAACGUAACUAUGUGACUAACACAUACAGACUGUAAAGUAGAAUGAGGAAACCUUAAUGAUGUUUAUUUAAUAAAGCUAUCAUGAAAGUUAUAAUAUAAUCAAGACACAAGAGAGGACUUUUCCUCUAGUCGCAUAGCUCCAAUCCCAGUAAAUGUCAUGGGAGCAGGGUGGGCAGAUGUUUUAUCCUGAUUUCAAGUCUCUGGCUCAGCGCCUCUGCAAUUCCUUUGGCAGUGAAGGGUGAGGAGUCCAGUGGGACCACACUUAUAGCUAAGGUUCCUCACUAAGUCCUUUCAUCCUCAGGAUCUGACUCUGGUUCCAUCGAUUGGUACUAAAAGAUUAGGGAAUGCAAAUUCAAAUGUUGUGGAAAGAAUGAACCUCCUUUUUCUUUAUAAUAAAAGAACAACCCUUUUGGACCCUGGACAACAGAUUAGGGAAUAAAGUUGAGGGACAUAUUGCAGCCACACAGAGGCCUCAAGAGAGGGAUGAGGUGCCCUUCUAUCUUAGGAGGAGUGUCCUGUAUACAGAAAUCAGGAGCAGAUGUUCCCUGCCAACUGGUCCAUUGGGAUCACCAAGUGCCCAAGGAUUCAUAUAGGGAAGCUCUAGCUCAGUCACAGUUGAGUGAUCAUUUUUGACUGGAGUCUAAAACAUGCUGUCCUCAGUUCUUUCAGCCUCUCAAGCUCUUAACCAAUAAUCACUAGAUUUUAGUUCCAGGAAAAGAAUCUGCUUUGGUGAAGAGACAAUGUUUCUUAUGAACAUUUCAUCUAGAACUUUGAUUCCUUCUGUGUAGCUCUCUAACUCUUCAUUGUUUUGGUUAAUGGGAUCAUUUCCCUCCAAACAUUUAACCUCUUCAUGGUUUUCCUUGACUGGCAAUAACCAAUGUCUCUUUCUUCUGUGAAUAAAAUCCCACCAUUUUGUAUUCUCUCUGCACAAGAUACUUACUGUAUUCUUAAGCAUGUACUCCCUAACUCUGCUCCCUGAGCAGCUCUAUGUCCUGUGACAUCCUCAACCCAAUACAUACACCCAAAACUCUUAUACUGAGUUGAAUUUCUGAUUUUUGAAUAAAGGGAUCCAGUCAUAUUUGGAAAAUGGCUGAUUGAGAAGUUGAAGCAGGGGAAAUAUAAGAUGGAUCUAGAAUAUGUUGCAGUGCCAAAAACAAAACAAAAUGAAAUAUGAACAAUAAAAGAAAAACAAAACCAACAACAACAAAAAGAGAAAAUAGAAAGUGAUCAAGAAUUGACAGCAUCAUGAAAAGGUUUAUAAAAUCUAGUGACAUAUAUUACAUUUGAACACUGAAAUAUAUAAUGGCAAGAACCAUUAAAUCUAUGCUUCCUUUUUGGUAUAAAUAAAGGAACAACUUGAAAGUUUGAUGAGAAA
This is a messenger RNA of Sciurus carolinensis (gray squirrel), 5456 nucleotides long. RefSeq names its product cytochrome P450 2C55-like. The transcript has 9 exons. Gene Ontology annotation, cellular component: cytoplasm; intracellular membrane-bounded organelle. NCBI's taxonomy places the organism in Eukaryota, Metazoa, Chordata, Mammalia, Rodentia, Sciuridae. Gene Ontology annotation, molecular function: heme binding; oxidoreductase activity, acting on paired donors, with incorporation or reduction of molecular oxygen, reduced flavin or flavoprotein as one donor, and incorporation of one atom of oxygen; iron ion binding. The coding region runs from base 37 to 1512 and encodes 491 amino acids. Gene Ontology annotation, biological process: xenobiotic metabolic process. The record is from RefSeq and is a predicted model, not a curated record.